AUGAUGUCCUUUUGGCAAUUUCUAUUCAUCUUUGUUUAUCUAUUUAAUUCUGCUCAAGGUUUUGAUCCACUUCGUCGUCUUCUAGCAAGCAUUCCACGAACACCUAUUCAACCAAAUGAUGAUCCAGGUGAACCACUCUUCUUAACACCUUACAUUGAAGCUGGUCAAAUUGAUCAAGCAAGAAAUUUAAGUCGUGUCGAUUUACAACCAGAUUAUUCAUAUUUAUCUUAUUCUGGCUAUUUAACAGUAAAUAAAACUCAUCAAAGUAAUUUAUUUUUCNGUUUUGAUCCACUUCGUCGUCUUCUAGCAAGCAUUCCACGAACACCUAUUCAACCAAAUGAUGAUCCAGGUGAACCACUCUUCUUAACACCUUACAUUGAAGCUGGUCAAAUUGAUCAAGCAAGAAAUUUAAGUCGUGUCGAUUUACAACCAGAUUAUUCAUAUUUAUCUUAUUCUGGCUAUUUAACAGUAAAUAAAACUCAUCAAAGUAAUUUAUUUUUCUGGUUUUUUCCUGCAAAAAAUGGUAAUACAAAUGCACCAUUACUUGUAUGGUUACAAGGAGGACCAGGUUCGUCAUCUUUAUUUGGUUUAUUUGCUGAACAAGGUCCAAUUAUGGUUGAUAAAGAAAAAAAACUUCAUCCAAGUGAUAUAACAUGGAAUUCAAAAUAUCAUCUACUUUAUAUUGAUCAACCAGUUGGAACAGGUUAUAGUUUUACUAAAAGUGAACAAGGUUAUGUACGUAAUGAAGAUGAAGUAGCUCGUGAUUUAUAUACAAUGUUAACACAAUUCUUUCAAUUAUAUAAUGAAUAUGUAUUAUGUCCAUUUUAUGUUACUGGUGAAUCCUAUGGUGGAAAAUAUGUACCAGCUAUUGUUUAUAAAAUUCAUAUGGAAAAUCCUCAAGCAAAAGUGAAAAUAAAUCUUAAAGGUAUGGCUAUUGGUGAUGGUCUUAUCGAUCCAUAUAAUGAAUGGGAUUAUGGACCGGCGAUGUAUCAAUUUGGAUUAAUUGAUGAACAACAAUUAGAACGUGUUAAUUUACAAACAUCGUUAGCACGAACAGCAAUAGAACUAAAACAAUAUUUAUUAGCUUAUGCAAUAUUCAGUAAUUUAAUGGAUUUGUUUUAUACAGAAAAAACAGGUUUAAAUGAUGUUUAUAAUUAUUUAUUAACACAAUAUCCAGAAGCAUUUAGUUAUUAUGUACCAUGGGUAACAGCAAGUGAAAAUCGUCGAAAAAUACAUGUUGGACAUCAACGUUAUAAUGAUGGUGCAGCAGUUGAUAUUGCUCUAGCCAAUGACAUUAUGCAAUCAAUUGUAGGAAAAGUUGCUAAAAUUGCUAAUAAUAAUUAUAAAAUACUGAUUUAUAAUGGUUUACUCGAUGUUAUAAUAGCAUCAUCAUUAACUAUGGAUUGGGUUGAUAAACUUCAAUGGAAUUAUGCUAAUGAACUUCGAAGUGCUGAACGAAAAAUUUGGAAAGUUAAAGAUGAUGAUAAACAAGUAGCUGGUUAUAUAAAACAAGCACAUUCAUUUUAUGUUGCUUGGGUUCGAAAUGCUGGUCAUAUGGUACCAGCUGAUCAACCAAGAGCUGCAUUUGAUCUUAUUGAUCGAUUUGUAUCAGCUUAA
This is a messenger RNA of Rotaria sp. Silwood2, 1617 nucleotides long. NCBI's taxonomy places the organism in Eukaryota, Metazoa, Rotifera, Eurotatoria, Philodinida, Philodinidae. The record is from the annotation of a GenBank genome assembly.